Molecule: messenger RNA, 2330 nt
Organism: Striga asiatica
Lineage: Eukaryota; Viridiplantae; Streptophyta; Magnoliopsida; Lamiales; Orobanchaceae
Source: the annotation of a GenBank genome assembly
AAAAAACCGGCGAGUAAUGUAUUACUCAGCUGGCAUGUAAUUUAGCCACUAAAAUACUGCCACGUGCGCUCCUACACCUCACCUCCCUCUCCCAAUCACCACCUGUAAAUUUGUUUUCCAAUUCGAUUUCUUUUUUCUGUUAACAAAGGACGAAUAAAUUUCUCCCAUCGAGCCAAUUUCUGGGAUUUCUCGCAACUCCAAACUAGAACAGCUGACAUGGUGAAGCUUCAAACAUAUGCCGGGAUCAGUGUUAUGGCUGCAUUAGCCAUGAUUUAUCAUGGCUUUAGCAGCAGAGGCCAGUUUUACCCUGCGAUGGUUUACUUGUCAACUUCAAAGAUCAGUUUGCUGCUUCUUUUGAAUAUGGGCCUUGUUGGCAUGUGCUUCAUUUGGCAACUGACUAAGAAAAUUUUCCUUGGCACACUCAGAGAAGCAGAAGUCGAGAGGCUGAAUGAGCAGUCAUGGCGGGAAGUUAUGGAGAUACUUUUUGCCAUCACUAUUUUCAGACAAGAAUUUUCGGUUACAUUUCUUGCCAUGGUCACUGCUUUACUUCUGAUUAAGUCCUUGCAUUGGUUGGCCCAAAAGAGGGUCGAAUAUAUCGAGACAACACCAACUGUCCCUAAGCUUUCUCAUAUCCGCAUCACAUCUUUUAUGGGAUUCCUACUUCUUAUCGAUAGUAUUUUUCUCUAUGAUUCUGUCAAGUAUUUGGUAGAAACAAGACAGGCUUCGGUUGCACUUUUCUUUUCAUUUGAGUAUAUUAUACUGGCCAUUACAACUUUGUCAACCUUUGUGAAAUAUAUAUUCCAUGUCAGUGACAUGCUCAUGGAAGGACAAUGGGAAAAGAAGGCUGUUUACACGUUUUACCUUGAGCUUAUCCGUGACUUGAUCCACUUGGCAUUGUGCAUGUGUUUUUUCCUCGUCAUUUUCUUGAACUAUGGUGUGCCUCUUCACUUAAUCAGGGAGCUGUACGAGACAUUCCGUAAUUUUAAGAUCCGCGUGGCUGAUUAUAUACGUUACCGCAAGAUCGCAUCAAACAUGAACGACCGAUUUCCUGAUGCUAGUCCUGAAGAGCUCAAUGCAACUGAUGCUACAUGCAUUAUAUGUCGUGAGGAGAUGACUGUUGCCAAGAAACUAAUUUGCGGGCACCUUUUCCACGUGCAUUGCCUGAGGUCUUGGUUAGAGAGGCAAAACACGUGUCCCACAUGCAGGGCACUUGUUAUACCGCCUGAGAAUGGGACUUCUCAAACUACUUCUGCAAGGAGUAAUAGUCAUCAACAAGGAACUAGCUCAACUGAUGCGUCUUCUCUAGGAUCAAAUGUAAAUGGUGUGGCAAACAAUAAUGGCAGCCAGCAUGAGGCUCGGCUCAAAGCAGCUGCCUCAGCCGCCGCAUUAUACGAGAAGUCUUUUGUUUAUCCUACUCCAAAUGCUCUAAUGUGGUCGCCUGGACAUGUCUUACCUCAUCAAACUAGUGUUCAAGGGCAAUUUGGAGAAGGAAGUGCAUCAGAUUCUCAACUGGAUUUGCAAACUAAAAUAAUUAAGCAUCAGAUUGAGCUUCUGCAAAACCAGCUCCAGAUUUUACAGAACUCAAACGAGAAGAAAUCUGCUGACAUGGAUUCCUCAGAUAUCAAGGGGAAGUCGAUAUCAUCUCCCUCGUCAUCUUUAGUCGACUCGAGUGAGAUUUAGAAACCAAAACCCACUAAUGAAAUGACUCUGAAUAUAUGUUGCUCCAAAAUGAGUAUAAAAGCAUCGGGACAUCAAAAUGAAGUUUAAUUCAUGACAAUGUAAGCUUUUGCUAACUGUGAAAAUGAGUUGUGUGUUCAGUUUUGAAGAGUGGAGGAACAAAACACAAAAUCAAUCCAUAUAGUUUUACUUUUAGAAUCCAGUUGACAAAUAGAUAUAUUCCAAACUCUACUUGUACCGAUACAGAAGUUUGGAUUUUUCUGUAUAUGAGAUUGAAGUGUCACCUUGUUCCAGAUGGUGAAUAUAUGACAAGAUUUCAGAAGAAAAUUGGGGCUUCUAUUUUCAGUUUUUUUCACUUCUUUUGUUAAGGCAUAAUGUGCCUAUAGGGUUUCUUGUCAAAAUUGAGAAUUUGUUUUGAUGAACAAUGGCAUGCCAGCAUGGUAGUAAUAAAAUGCAGGUGUAGAAAAUGCCUGUUUAUUCUCAUAUGGGUAAAAUUCAGAAGGGCUUUUGAUUUGGGCUUAGUAAAUUACUGGGCUAGGCCCAUCAGGAUGAACACGAGCGGAAUUGGGUCAACAUCAGUGGUUUCACUGAUUGGACAGAAAUAUGGCAGUGCAUGGGAGUCUGGGACAGAUAACAUGAUGUGAUAUUGUGGG